Gryllus bimaculatus (two-spotted cricket) is the source of this 1883-nucleotide messenger RNA. The record is from the annotation of a GenBank genome assembly. NCBI's taxonomy places the organism in Eukaryota, Metazoa, Arthropoda, Insecta, Orthoptera, Gryllidae.
UCUUCACUAUGGAAAAUCUCACGACAUUUCGCGUGUUUUUAGGCUGUGUCGCUAGAUGUGUCAUGAUUGUGGCCGUAUCGGGCAGUGAUGGCGAUGAUACAUGUGGAGAUAUCACAUCACUCAUCACCGAGAAAGACAGAAUGCGGUGAGAUAAAGACAGGCCCUCAUACGCCAAUAAAUACAAACCCAAGUAUAUUCUCUGGUUCCGUGUCGGCACCUGUGGCACCGGUUGGCGUGUUGUUUGGAGGCUGUGUAUUUAUCUUCUUUCUUCGAAAAUGCAAAUUGUUUUCUUGGGAACAGCGUCAUGUUUUCCUACCCCACAUCGUGGCGUCUCCUGCACCGGCCUUAGAUUUGAAGAUGGCUCCACAUGGUUGUUCGAUUGUGGAGAAGGCUCUCAAAUUAAGUUGCAACAAAGUGUGCUGAAAAUCGGCAAAUUGACGAAGAUCUUCAUUACACACUUGCAUGGUGAUCACUUGUUUGGUUUGCCAGGCUUGGUGUGUACUAUUGGUGGUCAUUGUCCUGAUCGGCCAAAUUUUGUCCUGGAGAUUUAUGGACCACUGGGACUUCGCAAAUUUCUUAGACAAGCUUUGAGUCUUUCUAGAUCACCGUUACCAUUUUCUUAUGUUGUCCAUGAAUUAGUACCAGUCGAAAAACAAUAUCCAGAGGAUUGGACAACAUGGGAAGUGAACCACCUAUGUAAUGAUUCAAAACAUCCACAAGAAAUAAUUGGUCGUGAUAUUUCUUCACAAAAGGAUGUAUGGGAUGUGUUUUCUGAUGAACAUGUAAGUGUCAAAGCUGGGCCCGUUCUUCAUCGAGUACCAUGCUUUGGAUAUGUAGUGUCUGAAAAAGACAAACCUGGAGCUUUGUUAGUCAACAAGCUAGAAAAGUUAGGAAUUCUUCCAGGACCAAUGUAUGGGCAGCUGAAGAAAGGAAAAUCAAUAAAAACAGCGAGUGGAGAAGUAGUUGACCAAUUUCCUGAAAAAGAAGGCAAAAAAUACAAUGUCCCGUUGCUUUUCAACAAAUUUUCUUUUUUCCUGUUUUUCCUUGACAAAGUUCAUAUUGAACCUUCAGAAGUAUUGGGACCUUCAAAGAAAGGAAGAAAAAUUACAAUUUUAGGUGAUACUCACAAUCCAUCAUACAUGACUGAACUUGCUGUGAACAGUGAUGUUUUGAUUCAUGAAGCAACUAUGGAAGAUGCUUUGAAAGAGAAAGCCAUAACUUUUGGGCAUUCAACACCUUCUAUGGCUGCGCAUUUUGCUCAAAGCAUCUGUGCUAGAAAAUUGAUUUUGUAUCACUUUAGCCAAAGAUUUAGAGGGAAUGAAAAAGAAGAUACAGAGGCAAGUUGUCAAUAUUUUAAAAUUUCUGUGCACUUCUUUAAUCCUCAUGUGAAGAUCUUACAUGAUGAAGCUGUGUGUGCCCUAGGUGACCAAACAACUUGCGAUGUUAUCAUAGCUGAAGAUUUACUUUCAAUUUCUAUUCCCCAUACAUAAGCAAGUAAAUAUUAAAAAUAUUUUGUGAGAAAUGAUGCAAAAUAAAAUGAAAUAAAGAUUCCACUCAUUUAAUGUUUUUUAAGUAACUAUUGACAAAACUGGCAGGUGAUGGAUUAGAAAAGAUAUAAAACUAAUUUUAAUUGUAAAAAAUUGAACAAUUGUGUAGCUAUUUCUGAUUGUAAAUAUUAAUAAUAUUUUAUGAGAAAUUGUUCAAAAUAAAAUGAAAUAAAGUUUCCUUUCAUUUGUUUUCUUUAGAUAACUAAUUAUUAACAAUAGUGGCAAGUAUUGCCUUACAAAGAUAUAACACUAAUUUUAACCGCAAAAAAUUGAACAAUUAUUAUGUAACUAAAUCUGCAAUUGAAAACCAAAAUUAUUAAAAACACUAUUAGCAAU